UCAGUCACUUUUCAGCGGUCGCACAAUGUGUUAGGAAAUCGUCAAGUUAAAUCAGAGAGCAAUACCGUUACGGUUCUGUGUUGGUAACUGGUUAUCUUAUCUUAUUAGUUUUACAAUGAUAUAGUAACUAUACUAAUAGAUAAGUCUAAUAAAACAAUCAAUUGGCAUUGGAUCGUCCACAUUUUCAAGAACACAAUUUUAAUUUGCAUGACGGAUAUCAUUCGAUAGUCAUCAUUUACAUCAUGAUGGCGAAAAAAUCUUCGGAAUGGUCAAAAUUGCUGGGUUUCACUACGGAAGAAUUUCCAGUUUGCAUCCAGGAAUUGAUGUCAUAUUGUGGUUAUAAAGCACUUCCUGAUAUGCUUAACAUCGAUGAGAGCAAAUUAAGAUCUGUUGAGUCUAUCUUGAGUAAAAAUAAAAAACUUACAUCGCAGAAAUAUCUCAUUGACUACGAAAUCCAAACUCAAGACAAUUCAUUCAUUUUCUAUCCGGCUCACAGAGAGAAAAUUUUGUCGAUUCCAUCAAAAUAUCCAUGGAUUCAAAUAAGAAAACCCGAGAAUGCAUCAACAGGCCAAAAGAAAAAGAGAAAUUCGACUGAUUUGCGUAGUAAAGUACCGCGAAGGGAAAUAAACGCAAAGGAAAAGCUAAUGGAACAAGUAAAAAAAUUAGUGAAAAGCAACAACGGUUUGAUGUUACUAGAUGACAGCAUAACAUAUUCAAAUAUAAUUGAGUUUAACUCUUCGAAGGACGGUUUAUACGUGUGUCGUUUCAAAUGUCCGAUCUGUGAAAAAGUUUCAUCGACGAAAUUUGAAACAAAUUGGAAAACUGACAAAAUCAGUGAUCACUUCAAGAGCCACGACAAAUAUGUUAAUGUAAAACCGGAAAUAAUUUCACCGAAUAAAUCGAAGCUUCAAGGUGGUAAUAAGUUGUUAAGGACAAAGUUAGUUCAAAAACUGGCUAACAGUAUCAAAAGCGUUGGCUUAACUUUACUUGACAAAGUAAUAGUUGAGAGAAAUAUAACUGAUUUGAAAUUGUGUAAACGUGAUUUCUCAUACGAAUGUCAAUUCGAAUGCCCAUUUUGUGUAGAGAGUUCAACACUAAAAACGGGAUCAAAAUGGAAUGUAGCCGAAAUUAGUAAACAUCUCAAAACUCAUGCCGAUAAUCGGAAAGAAUCGAUGUCUGAAACUUGUUUUAAGGAACCAAAAGUAGUUUCAAGCACAUCGGAACAAAAAGCUGGAACUAGUUCAGACUUUUAUGCCAAUUAUUCAUUCCAUAAUCAAGUUCUUCGAGAGCAAGAACAAGACAAAGAUUCAUUUCAUGCAAAGAUGCAGUUAACAGUUUUUGCGCACAAUGUCAAUGGGCUACGAACCAAGCUGAGUGAUGUUUAUUUGAAAGCUCGAAAUAAUGAUUAUGACAUUUAUAUAUUCACGGAAACCGGAUUGGACGCCAGAAUUCCGAACGACGCCAUCUUUCCAAGUGAAACCUUUCGAGUGUAUCGCUGCGAUCGAUCGUCCGAAACAAGUUUGAAGAAAUCAGGUGGUGGUGUUUUAAUUGCUGUCAACACGAGAUAUGAUUCACGCGUUAUUAAGAGAGGCGACAGUCAUGGAUGCGAACAAAUAUACGCUGAAGUGAAAGAAGGGAUCCGAACUCUGAUUUUGGGUGCAAUUUAUAUUCCGCCCGAUUCGAAAAUAUACGAGCUCCACAUGGGGAUAGUUACACAGAUUUAUGAUGGAUUUGAUGAGAAUACAACGUUCAUCUUAUACGGCGAUUUUAAUCUACCACAAUUGACAUGGACUCAAACAACUCCCAAUACAUACUUGCCCACUAAAAUCACAAAUAAUGCCGGCAAGUUGACAACGGAAAUAUGCACUAGAAUGGGACUGCAGCAAAUAAACUGCGUCUUAAACGAUAAUAAUCGCAUUCUUGACCUAGUAUGGACGAACAGGCCGGAAAACUGUGUGUGUUACGUAUCUAGUUCUAAUUUUCUCAAAAAUGAGUCACAUCAUAAAGCUAUGCGAAUCGAAAUUGGAUGGAAUCUAAAUGAUCUAGACGAGAUGAACACAGUUCAGACGAAAGAAGAACAAGUAGAGUGUAAGCCAGACAUUAAUUUGUUAACUGACAUUGAUAUAUUUAAAAGCUUAGAUCCAUACUAUUAUUCAACGAUGGAAAAAUAAAGGGAAAA
Bradysia coprophila is the source of this 2179-nucleotide messenger RNA. RefSeq lists its product as uncharacterized. Lineage: Eukaryota; Metazoa; Arthropoda; Insecta; Diptera; Sciaridae. Gene Ontology annotation, molecular function: catalytic activity. The record is from RefSeq and is a predicted model, not a curated record. Gene Ontology annotation, biological process: larval heart development; cell adhesion involved in heart morphogenesis. Gene Ontology annotation, cellular component: extracellular matrix.